Molecule: messenger RNA, 1552 nt
Organism: Scylla paramamosain (green mud crab)
Lineage: Eukaryota; Metazoa; Arthropoda; Malacostraca; Decapoda; Portunidae
Exons: 4
Coding region: 163-681 (172 amino acids)
Source: RefSeq, a predicted model, not a curated record
GGGCGAGGGAGUUUGCGCAACGCGCUGCUCGGAUGGUCUGCCUUGUACGUGCCAGGCUGCCAGCCUCGGCCGUUGGCGCGAAAACUGUGGGAAAGACAGGGACAGUUCAGGAAGUCUCAGGCUGUUUUGGAGCCUUUCGUGGCUGUGCUAGCAAAUAGCAGAAUGUGGAAACGAGCAGUUUGGUUGGAGGGUAAGAAAGAAGAAGAGGGUGUGGUGCCAUCCAGCUGGGUAUUAGAAGAGAACCAAACCUUGUUUUGGCCACAAGGAGUUAAUGCUGAGAAUGCCCUUCAUAAUCAGCAAGAACCAGACCCUGCAUCAUGGAGAAAGUUUAUGUUGAAAAAAGUGAAGAUCACUUCUGAUAGUUUUCAAGAAUGCGAUACCUACCAUCUGACAUCUACGGUGGAGAGUUCUGAGAGCAACAGUGAUCCUGAUGAAGGUCUACUCAUGAGAAAAAGGAGAAAACGUUGUAAGAAAAAUCUGCCUGAUGACUUUGUCAGCAGUGAAAACUUACAUGAAGCUGUCCACAUGAAGCCAGCCUCACAGAAGCCACAGGUCACAACCUCUCAAGAUAAGGUAGCUUCUGCUCCUUCACAGGUUGUACUUCCAACACCUCCUCCUAAGGUGUCUUUGGAUAUGCGGUCCACCAGAACCCAUGGGAUGGCAGUAAAGAGGAUCCGUUAAACUAUAGGCCAGUGUCAUUAACAAGCGUAGUGGCCAAGAUGUGAAAAAAAACAACAAAAAAAAACAUAUAUAUAAAGGACAGUUGGGUUAAAUAUUUAGAAAAUUGAGAAACUGAAAAUGGUUGUGGGAAACUACCUACUAUGCCAUGCAAUAUAAGGCUCCAUCCACUCUAGCGGGCAGAAGCGAGUUGUUUGCCCGCCGACAUUUUCUCCACUUUUGCAAAAGACGAGUGCCUCUUGUCAUGCUGGUCGGGACUGUCACUAUAGUAAGAUAGGUGGUUGGGACUGUCACCUUGGUCAUGGCUUCUUCUUCGGUAAGGUGUGUCAUGAUGUCUCCUGUCACCUUGGUCAUGGCUUCUUCUUCGGUGAGGUGUGUCAUGGUGUCUCCUGUCACCUUGGUCAUGGCUUCCUCUUCGGUGAGGUGUGUCAUGGUGUCUCCUGUCACCUUGGUCAUGGCUUCCUCUUCGGUGAGGUGUGUCAUGGUGGUCGGGACUGUCACCUUGGUCAUGGCUUCUUCUUCGGUGAGGUGUGUCAUGGUGUCUCCUGUCAUGGUGGUCAAGAUUGUCACCUCGAUCAUGGUUUCUUUUUUGGUAAGGCGUGUCAUGAUGUCUCCUGUCAUGCUGGCCACUGCCAUCACUGUUGUCAGAUGACUUGGAUGUCUUGCUGGAUACCGAAUCUUUUGUUGCACUGCACUCCAUCAUCCCAUGGGUUCUGGUGGACCGCAUAUCCAAAGACACCUUAGGAGGAGGUGUUGGAAGUACAACCUGUGAAGGAGCAGAAGCUACCUUAUCUUGAGAGGUUGUGACCUGUGGCUUCUGUGAGGCUGGCUUCAUGUGGACAGCUUCUGUGGAAAAAUCAUUACAUAUUACAAA